This is a messenger RNA of Lobosporangium transversale, 1836 nucleotides long. RefSeq lists its product as hypothetical. Gene Ontology annotation, molecular function: small GTPase binding; GTPase activator activity. NCBI's taxonomy places the organism in Eukaryota, Fungi, Mortierellomycota, Mortierellomycetes, Mortierellales, Mortierellaceae. Bases 1 to 1836 code for a protein of 611 amino acids. Gene Ontology annotation, biological process: nucleocytoplasmic transport; activation of GTPase activity. The transcript is spliced from 3 exons. The record is from RefSeq and is a predicted model, not a curated record. Gene Ontology annotation, cellular component: perinuclear region of cytoplasm; nucleus; cytosol.
AUGCCAACACAGUCGCCGUAUGAGAUCUUUGACGAGGAAACAGUGGAGGAUGAUAGUAGUACCAGCUCGUUUACGCUCACCGACGCACAAAAGGAGACGAUCGUCUUCAACUUUGAAAAGGCUGAAAAGUUGCUAUUGGAGGCCAGCGAGAAGGAUGCCAAGAUUGCUCUGCUGGAAACCAAAGAAAAAGACAACAAGCUGGUCAAUCUGUUGGAGGUCAGAGAAUAUAAUGAUAAAAUAGUUAGUCUGCUGUUGGAAAUCAAAGAAAAGGACGAUAAGAUAGUUAGUCUGCUGUCGGAGGCUAAAGAGAAGGAUGUUGAGAUGCUCAAGUUGCAAGACAAGAUGCUUGGGCUACUAUCUGGGACUAGGGAAAAGGACGACAGAAUGCAAAGUCAAGCCCUCAACAGACUUGCCAGCCUUCAAAAGCGUGCUCAUGCUAUCCUCUCCCAGAACUUUGAGCUUCACGAAUGUCCAUUUCCUCGAUUAUUUAUAAUUUUGCCUGUCGACCGCCCCAGAUGGGACUCAGCGGAUGUCUUGAAGAACAAGUUCCGUCUCCAUUUCCUUUGUGAAUCUGGUGGCCACACCACAAUGCCCGGCAAAAGUAGCCAGAGUCAAAUCCAUAUUACCAAACAUGACGGAUACGAAGUCCGAGAUUGCACAGGAAUCGUCAGGAAGUAUGGAAAAUAUAUGCUCAUCCUCUUACAUUGGCUCAAGUUGGGAAUGCCUUCGUCUGCUUCUUCAGCACCAGACUCAAGUUUAAUCGAUAUCGGUACCGACUGUUUAAUGGGCUAUAUGGAUGCGCUCUCUAAGAAGCAUCCGGACUUGAACAACAUCAAUACAAUCGAUGACUAUGAAGGACUUGAGAGAGCUGAGCUCCGAGAGCUGAGAACAUUUCUUCGAACCAACAAUGAUGACAGACAAAUUGACGAUUUGUACAGGGUUGCGACCGGAACAGGGCAUUUUAAAUGGGUUUGCCUCGAUCACUAUCGUCCGACGUUAAAAGAGCAAGAACAGAAGGCGUUUGAAAGUGCAGUAAUGGCCAAUGGUGGUAAAUAUGACGCGUACAUUGGUAAAGUGAUUGUCACUUUGGAAUCCAGAACCAAAGCUGAAAAAUUCUUCACGAUCCUAACCAAUGCAAGACGUGUUUAUGAGUUGGAUAUCACAUUCGAUUGGGAUUGGACCGAGGUUGAGCUUGAAGCAUUUGAGAAUGUCUUAAAGACUAACAAGGCUUUAACUAUUUUGGACUUGGGAUACAACUCGAUCGGGAAUGAUGGAGUUGUAGCGCUGUCAGAGGCACUCAAGGUUAACAAAACCUUGACCGCUUUGGACAUGAAGUAUAACUUUAUUGGGGAUGAAGAAGCUCUGGCACUGUCAAAGGCGCUCGAGACAAACACUACUUUGACCGCUUUGAACCUGGAGUGUAACUCAAUAGGGAAAGAAGGAAUCCUGGCACUGUCCGAGGCACUCAAGGUCAACACGACUUUGAGUACUUUGAAUCUGGGGACCAAUUCACUUGGGAAGGAAGAAGCUCUGGCAUUAGCAGAGGCACUGACGACUAACACGGCUUUGAUCUCUUUGUGCUUAAGUUGGAACCCAAUCGGGAAUGGAGGAGCUGUGGCAUUAGCAGAGGCACUCAUGGUCAACAAUACUUUGACCACUUUGAACUUGGGUUUCAAUGCAUUUGGGACUGAAGGAGCUCUGGCAUUAGCAGAGGCACUGGCGACGAACACUGCAUUGACCACUGUGGACUUGAAGGGUAACUCAAUCGGGAUUGAAGGGGCCUUUGCACUAUCAGAGGCGCUCCAGUUUAACGUGGCUUUGACGCUUUAUACAUGA